GCGAACAGCUGACGACAAGUUUGUCGCUUAGUUUUUAUGAAAAAUUGUUAAAAUAUGAGCGCCGAUUUACUGCAAUUAAAUGUGGACACGCUGUUCGAGCAGCACAGCGUGCUCGAGAUCGACACGGUGCAGAAGAAAAUCCAAACCGUAGUGGAAAACAAACGCGAAGAGUUGCGCACCAUGGUGGGGGAACGCUACCGGGAUCUGCUUAAAGCUGCCGACACCAUAGCAGCCAUGCAGACCUCUGCCGGCACACUGAUUGAGCAGGUACACUGUGUCCAAGCCAAUUGCCAGAGCUUGAAUGAACAACAGCUGCUUGGCUUCAAAACAACGCCGACUCCGACAGCGACGGAGGCAGCGACCGCUACUGAGGCACUGCUGCAGCAGCGAACAGUGGGCAAGCAAUUGAAUAACUACUACAGCACCAUGGUGCAGAUAAAGCUGCUAAGCAGCUUACCAGAGCUCAUUUGGACGCACAUCGACAAGGAGGAGUUCUAUGCAGCCACCGAGCUGUUUUUAUUCAGUCGCCACAUCAGCACGGGGCUACAGCUGGAUGCCAAGAAUGCCCUGAUGCAGCAGCUGCCCGUGGCACGUAAGCAAUGGGAAAUAUUGCGUCCUUUCCACGUCACCAUCAAACAGUCCGUAAUGGCUGUCCUCGAACGUGAGCAGCUGAGUGCUGAGAUGGCUGUCGAUUGCAUGCAGAGUCUCUUACUUCUGGACAAGUGUGAUCUGGCUCAUGUGCUACAAACCUUUCUGCAGCUGCGUGCCACAGCCUUUGUCAAUUCUCUGCAGAGCCAGCGCAGCGAUGUGGAAAAGGACAAGCCACGGCGGGUCAAGGAGCGCAUUUUGACCAGCCUGAAUAUACUGAACGGCACAAUUGAGCUGCUAGAUAAGUGUUUGCUUGCCAAUGGUUUACUCUUUACGCGCUUGGCAGAGUGCUCGGCGGCCAUUUCGCCUCCGAGCAUUACCCGCAUGGAGAGCAGUGAGCGACAGUUGGCGCAUCUGUUGCCAGACAUCAUAUCUGGUUACAGGCCGCAGUUUGAAACCCCGCAACUGACACCAAAAAAGCUGGCCGAGGCAUUGCGCCAGUGGAUGGCCAAGAUUGACGGCUUGGCGUCCAAGCAGCUGCAGGAGAUCUUUGCCCUGGUUGGCAAUAUGCAGACAAUACAGGACAUCAAGUUGGCAGCGGGAGGAACUGCUAGACACAGCUACAAUGAGUUGGAGGAGCAGUUGAAGUUGCCACAGGCUCAGUUGGACUUUUACAGGAUCAAGUAUAUGCCGUUGAUAAAUGCCCGUGUGCGGGAAAUUGUACGCAGCAGCUGGGCAGCCGCCAUGCAGCAGACCUAUGAACAGGUGGUCACCAUGGUGCAGACAAGCACUGCUCCGGUCCCACUACAGAUCUGGCGCGAACAAAGCGAUGAUUUGCCGUUGAGUUUGGCUGCCGCUCUGAGCGAUCAACCGAAGCGACUGGCCAACCGCACCAAGGGCUAUGACAUGGCAACCAUUGAGCUCUGCGCUCGGUUCGAUGCCCAACUGGCUGCCAUUGUCCAGGAGCUGAACGUAUUGCUUCAAGAGCAGACAACCCGUGCCGAGGACAAAUUGACGUUAAUCAAUUUUCUACGUACAACGGCGGAGCAACAACUCACCGAGUAUCUGGGGCAACUGAAAGCACUACAACUGCAGGAUCGACAGGCACUGUUGCAGGCGCUGCGCAAUACCCUGGCAUUGAUCGAGCUGUGCCCCAACCUGAAGCUGUGCUUCUGCCAGCCCACCAGUUGGCGCCAAUGGGCUGGAAACCUGACAGCCGCCGGCGUUGAGCAUUGGCAGCGAAUGUGCUUGCUGAUCGAAGAGGAGAUGCUUCACAUGUGGCAGAUAAUCAUUGAUGAUGUCCUGACCGCUCACAGCUGUAAGGAUAAGCUACCACAGGCUAUUACCCAUGAUGUUGUAUUGCGGGAUUUUCCGCUCUGGCAGACACAGACUCUGGAACAGCGCGAUGAGGAGCACGAUCAGAACGUGCAGUCCACGAUUCGCAUUCCCAACCAGCCGCGUCUCUCACUGCAAACAUAUUUGCACCAGUUAAUCGAGAGUCUGAACAUCGCAGUUCCCCAGACACUGCCUUCCAAGGUGCUGCAGUCCUUUAACCAGAAACUUCUGACUCAACUCUUGUCCCACUAUGAGGAACUGGCUGCCUCGGAGUGCACAAAGACCAGUCAAAACAUUGCUCUGCAGUUGUACUUUGAUCUGAAGUUUCUGGAACGGGUCUUCGGAGUUAGCCGAGAGGAGCGCUCACUGUACGAGCAUUUUCAUGCUCUGCAGCGCACACUCCGUGACUGCAUCGAUCCCUUUGACUUUGAGCUGUUCGCAGAGCACAUCACCACUCACGUCUCCCGCUCCGCGGCGCGUCUACAUGGCGAGUUGGGAGUCCUAACACCGCCUCCAGUUACUUCACAGGGCAACACGACGGCUCUGUCACAUGAAGCUGAUCCCAAUGUGCUGUGUCUCAGCUCCACAGGCUCCACAUCGCUUUGGUUUCCAUUAUUGCCCAUCGUUAUGCCGCAGACUUCAGCUGGAGUUGGGCACUCCGAACGGAAGUCCCUUGUCGCCGAGCCGGAGAAGCCGACAACGACGACUCCAACGCGUAAGCCAUCAACACGCAAAAAUGAUAGCAACAAAUCGAAGUCGAGUGCCGCCUCGUUCUUUGGCAUGUCCCAGGAGUGGUUCCGAUAAAGAGCAUCAUCACCCAGAGCAGCUCAUCAGCUUAAUGAAGUGGCCAGAGGAGUGCACAAAGCCAUCGCGUUCAGCCGUGUGGAAGACCAGGGAGCCAAUGCAGUAUCAUGUGUAGUCAGUUGUGUAAUCGCACGGGGCAGGGGGAAGUUGUUAAGAUUCCACUUGUUUGUGCAAGUGUAUGUGUGUACAUUAAUUUUACUAAUUAACUGAGCAUUUUAAAUGCUAAAUAUAAAACAUUUUGAAAGAAAAACUUAAAUAAUUGUCAGCCCUGAUCCCAAUUUCACUUUCGUUGCAAUUUUCUUAAGCUGAUGCCAAGUUUGCAUCAAUAAUUUUUGUAAAAUU
Messenger RNA from Drosophila innubila, 3069 nucleotides. RefSeq names its product conserved oligomeric Golgi complex subunit 1 (gene Cog1). The transcript is spliced from 5 exons. The coding region runs from base 55 to 2727 and encodes 890 amino acids. Gene Ontology annotation, biological process: intra-Golgi vesicle-mediated transport. Gene Ontology annotation, cellular component: Golgi apparatus; COG complex. Lineage: Eukaryota; Metazoa; Arthropoda; Insecta; Diptera; Drosophilidae. The record is from RefSeq and is a predicted model, not a curated record.